Molecule: messenger RNA, 411 nt
Organism: Haemonchus placei
Lineage: Eukaryota; Metazoa; Nematoda; Chromadorea; Rhabditida; Trichostrongylidae
Source: the annotation of a GenBank genome assembly
AUGUCGGAGUUGAUGAAUUGCACCCGAUGUGAGAUCUGUGCAGCUGCUGCCAACAUCUAUUCUUCAUUGUCGUUCGUACACCUUUCUUUACUGUUUCGACUUAUUUUUGAACCUAUCGCCGUUCUUGGCGUCGCCCUACUCACUAUUGCUGUCUAUCAAACCAGAGCGUUACACUUCAACGCCAGGGUCCUGCUUAUCUGCAUGACCUCGUCAGUACUUCUGUGUAACACUGGUAAGUCGGGCAUGUUCGCGUACGGGUCAGGAGGAGCCAUCGCGGUCGCCGAGGAUAAACUAGUUGCACAAAUUCUUUUAAUGCAUGCUUCUAUUUUCUACAAUAAUUACUUAAUUCAAUUACUGCCAUGUAAUUUGACGUGGAUGUACACAUUUAAAUAUGCUGACUCACCUGAAUGA